Hemibagrus wyckioides is the source of this 2643-nucleotide messenger RNA. RefSeq lists its product as uncharacterized. The coding region runs from base 420 to 1091 and encodes 223 amino acids. NCBI's taxonomy places the organism in Eukaryota, Metazoa, Chordata, Actinopteri, Siluriformes, Bagridae. The record is from RefSeq and is a predicted model, not a curated record. The transcript has 3 exons.
UCUGUCCUGCAGAUCGAGGUAAAGUCCGAAGGGAAGGGAGAAGGAGCGCGUUUCUUUGUGUGUGUGUAUAUAUAUAUAUAUAUGUGUGUGUGUGCUUCAGAGCUCCUGCGCGCCGAGAAAGUCCACAAACUUAUUAGUUUCUAAACUAAAUCGUUAUCAGUACCAGCUUUGUGGUCAUUUAAAAAAUAAUAAUAAAACUAAGACCACAGACUUAUUUGUGAACGUGAGAAACCGACUUGACGGCGAAACUGGGAGGAAACAGUUUUUCCCUUUUUCUUCGUACGGACACGGCAACGCAGAAAGAGCGGAUGAUCGAUCCUGGAGGUAAAUCCUAGCACUUUGUUCUGUGACGAUCACCGAAAGGGAAGGAGGAUCCUUCUUCUUCUAAAAGCAUCUGUCACAUUCAAGACUCUCCCAACAUGUCUCUAGCCUCCUUCCACUUAAUGCAGGCCCUGAAGGACUCGCCUGCUGCCCUGCGCAGACACUUUAAACGGGAUCGCACAGAGAGCCUUUCCCAUGGAGACCCCAUAUUCAAAGUGCACUACCUAGGCACCAAAAAGAUCUUUUCCCUAGACCUAGAGCAGGCUGAGGAAGCCAUCAACCGGCUGCUGGACGGUGCUCCUGGAAAGUUAUCCAAAGACCAUGCUCUUGUGGUCCGGCCACGUUAUGUGGAAGUGAAAGAGUUGAGCACAGGGAGGCAGCUCACUAAGACCUACCUGCACGAUAUUGCCUAUUGCGCAUCACACACAGCUCAUCCCAACGUGUUCCUCUAUAUCUGCAGACAGCCUGGGCAGCAGCUGCAGUGUAGGGUGUUCUGGUGUAGUCGUGUGGAAAGGGCAAAGGAUAUGACAGCCUGUCUGGCAAACUCAUUUCAGAGGGCACUAAACGACUGGCAAGGUGGCUGUGCUACACUGCCAAAAGCAGAGGGCAUUGCUAAGGAGGAUGAGGCUGACAUCACCCCUGCUGCUGCCAAAGGAUUGACGCUGCCAGCCAGUUUGGGGAAAGUGCGCUGGAAGAAGAAGGGCUCAAUUUCCCGCAGUCCUCUGAGAGCCAUCACCAGGCGUGGCUCAGCCAGUGAAAACUGGCAGUGAGGUUCCCAGCUGCUGGACCUUUUGACCCCUAUGGGAUCCUACCAACAAGAAGGCACUUUCUCUCCAUUCCCACCAUCCCAACAAAGUGACAGAUGACAACGGCUGGACCUGUCAUAACUUGACUCCGAAAAAACUUUCUGGCAAUGAAAGUCUAAAGAGUGUGAACUGUUGCCAAAGUUGCUGUUCUUGCAUCGUUUAGAGCAGAGACACUGAUGACUGACAAUGUGGGUGAGCCAAUAGUUCAUAGAUUAUAUGCUGGACAUUUUUAUUUUAUGUAUUGCUUGUCUAAUUGAUAGCAGUAUUGUUUGUAUCUUCAUCUCAAGACCUUUAUGGACUUGCAUGCAAGUACAUGAAGAUAAAUAUAUAUUAUCCAAGUUAAGUAAAGCUGACCUAACUAGUGGCUUAAAAUAAAGUUAGCUCUUUUAAUUAGGUUUAUUAAUAAUUUAUUUCCCUCUAAAUAUAAUAUGCUUGAAUGGUGGGAAGAAACACCGAAACCAGGAAUGUAUUUAGUAUUAGGCAUGUUGCAUCAGGGAUUUGUGUAAUAACAGGGAGGAUGCAGGAAGCAGUGUUGCAAUGGGAGUUCUAUCCAUAAUACCACCCAAAACCGUAGUUGCAAACCACUACAAUUACAAGUUACACACAAUUUCACAUGUACUUUUGGUGCAAUUUCUAACCAGAGGAAAGCCACUUUUUUCAGCAUGGCUUUUGCUGAGUUUAAAAGGAUUGGGUGGAUUAUGCUUUAGAAUAUCCAUGUUGAGAUUAGACUUGAUCUUCCAGAUUCCUGGAUCCAGAUCAGUUUGUUUGCUUCUAACCAUAAAUAAGGGGUAAUAAGCUAGGACCUUAGAGAAAAUUCCCAAGAGAAAAUAAGUAGCACAGUGUGUGUUUGUGUGUGCACUGAGCGAGAGAACACAAUGUGCUGUGAGCAGUCUGUGUAUUCAUGCCGUGCACCUGCAUUCCAAUAGGGCCAUUCUGGACUCCUUUAUGUUCCUUCCCAUCUUCAAUCUACAUCCUGUCUUCAGGACUUCAGGUUUUUAACAUCAAAUUUGACCCUUUUUUUUAAUUUGGUUGUUCAUGUUAAGCUAGUGAAAUCAAAAUGCUAAUUUGUGUGCAAAUUUUAGCAUUAAGAGCACCAGUCCUGUGUAUGUGUGGCUUCAUAAACCAAGUACAUUCAACAGGAUUAAAUGCUACAGAUUUGACUGCUGUGCAUCACCUUGCUAAUUCAUAGGAAGCUAUUUUUUACAGCCAAUGUUGUUAAUGCAUAUUCUAAUUGGAAGUAUGUGCAUAUUUAAUGGUGACGUACAGAGUCUUACUAGGAUAACAUCCAGGCAGUUGGCUCAGUUAUGUUUUGGAUAUUUUAUCAUUGGUUUUAAUCUAAUUUAUAUUAAAGUGUAACCCACAAUACAAGGACACCAGGCCUGCCACCAGGAUCUGCAUGUCUGCUCAAGGGUUGUUUUUUUUUUUUUAUGUCAAAUGAAUGUGCAUGUUUUUGUUUUACAUUUUUUGUGUACAUUUUUUUUAUAUAUAUAUAUAUAUAUAUAUAUAUAUAUAUAUA